AUGACCAACAUGAGCUGGAGCUUCCUCACCCGUCUCCUGGAGGAAAUCCACAACCAUUCCACAUUUGUGGGGAAGGUGUGGCUCACCGUACUCAUCGUCUUUCGCAUCGUGCUCACAGCCGUGGGAGGGGAGUCCAUCUACUCGGAUGAGCAAACCAAGUUCACCUGUAACACGAAGCAGCCAGGCUGCGACAAUGUCUGCUACGACGCCUUUGCGCCACUCUCACAUGUCCGCUUCUGGGUCUUCCAGAUCAUCAUGAUCUCCACCCCUUCGGUCAUGUACCUGGGCUAUGCCAUACACAAGAUAGCCCGCACUUCUGAGGACGAGCGUCGCAAGCUGCGCCGACUGCGCAGGAAGCCCAGUGCUGUCAAGUGGAGCACAGCUCGCUCCCUGGAGGAAGUGAUGGAGGAUGAGGAUGAGGAGGAGGAACCGAUGAUUUACGGGGACUCCCUGGAGACACAAGAGCCCAAGGCUGAGGCUGCCAAGUAUCCAAGUCAGGACCAACAGAGACAUGAUGGCAGGCGCAAAAUUAGGCAAGAGGGACUCAUGAAGACCUAUGUGCUACAGCUUGUAGCCCGUGCCGUCUUUGAGGUGGGGUUCCUAGCAGGUCAGUACCUGCUCUAUGGGUUCCGCGUGAACCCUUCGUACGUCUGCAACAAGGUGCCAUGUCCACACAAUGUAGACUGCUUUGUCUCUCGACCAACGGAAAAAACCAUCUUCCUGCUCAUCAUGUACGUUGUCAGCUGCCUCUGCCUGCUGCUCAAUGUCUGUGAGAUGGUCCAUUUGGGCAUUGGCACUUUCCGGGACAUGCUCCGCAAACGCCGGGGGAAGGGAAACCGCUCCUCGUACAGCUACCCCUACUCCCGGAACAUCCCAGCCUCACCGCCUGGCUACAACUUGGUGGUGAAGUCAGACAAAUCUAACAACAGGAUCCCCAACAGCCUUGUGACGCACGAGCAGAACCUAGCCAAUGUGGCUCAGGAACAGCAGUGCACCAGCCCAGAUGAGAACAUCCCUUCAGACUUAGCCAGCCUCCACCGGCACCUGCGUGUGGCUCAGGAGCAGCUCGACAUGGCUUUCCAGACCUAUAACAGCAAGGGCAAUGCGCAGCCCUCCCGGACCAGCAGCCCCACCUCAGGCGGCACCGUGGCGGAGCAGAACCGUGUUAACACGGCCCAGGAGAAACAAGGGGCUCGGCCCAAGUCCAGCACGGAGAAGGCAGGCGCCAUUGUCAAAAACGGGAAGACAUCUGUGUGGAUUUAGAAGCGUUGUGUCAAGUCCCA
Molecule: messenger RNA, 1283 nt
Organism: Scleropages formosus (Asian bonytongue)
Lineage: Eukaryota; Metazoa; Chordata; Actinopteri; Osteoglossiformes; Osteoglossidae
Gene: gjc2
Product: gap junction protein gamma 2
Exons: 1
Coding region: 1-1263 (420 amino acids)
Biological process (GO): cell-cell signaling
Cellular component (GO): connexin complex
Molecular function (GO): gap junction channel activity
Source: RefSeq, a predicted model, not a curated record